AAGUUUUCUGAAUAUUUGGGGAAUUAAAUGUCCAUGGAAUGACCUGACCAUGAUUAAUUGUAAUGUGCCUGUAAUAUGAAAUAUGAAUUGACAAUUAUGAGGGAGUACAAAUGUAGCACAGCUACAGCUGAGAUUGACUCAAUACCAGUUUGACACUGUGCUGGAAGUUCUUCAGUCAAACCUCAGCUACACUGGAUGGCUGGUAUAGUGUCCCAUUCAGAGUCUUUAGCAUUCUUUUAAAGUAAAUUUCGUUGACAAAUGAUAAAUACAUCUAAUACAUUAUGUGAAAAGUAAAUGAAUCUAAUGUUUCCGAUCCAGACUUCUCUAUCUAUCUUCACUAUGGACGUCCCAGAUUUUGGUGUUGAUAUUCAAAGCAGUUAACACCUUGUUAACUUUUAUACUUUUACAAGAGAUACAGAUACAGAAAGAGCAGGAAACAUAAGAUAAAGUGGUAAAAUAACUGAAUAAAAUUAACCGGAGAAUCUUUGCUGAAUUCCUUUCUCAUGAUCAAUCUAUCUUUGUCUGACCAGCAUAAAUUCUACAGCUGUUACCAAUCAAAUACAAAUUGCUGCUUCCCAACAUUAUCUUGUGUGCUGUGAUCUCAAAGAUUUUUACAUUACAACUCUAAACAAGAAAAACAUUAGUGCUAAGUGGGAACUAGACUGGACAUUGGCCACCCAGCGUUGCUGAACAAAAACAGGCCAAUGAGCAGAAUUAUUUCUUCAUUUUGGCCAAUGUACGGGACAUUGUGGCAAACACAAGACAGCUGAAUUUUUGGCAAAACUAGGCUCGUUUCCAUUACCCUUCAAACUGCGCAAACUGAAAUUGCAAAUGGAAAAAUAUGUCUAAUGGAAACGUGUCAAUUUCACAAAAAUGCACAUAUCACAAAAAUGUUUUUACGCUCGCAUAAUUUUUCAGGCAAUGCGAAGAAAAAAUUGACAGGUCACAUGGUGUAUGUAAAAAAAAUUAAUAAAAAAAAAGAAUAAUAAAAAGAUCAUUUUUCAAUGAACUAUAACCUCCAGGAAGCACAUGGCCGCUCUCCAGUAUAAGGGGUUUUCCCUAACAUUAAUGCUUAGAGUAGACACUUAACACUGCACACGUCUGCGGUGCAGUGUGGCUCUGACACGGCCACUGAAGCUGAUUGCACGCGCUCUAGCCAGUGCUUGUGUUUAUUCCAGCUGCGCCACACACGUUUCUGAAGUGGCUCUCUGUGCUUCUUCUGUACAGACACAUACAACACAUGAAUAAAUAUAGCUAAAAUCAGUUGCCAUGACUUAUCGCGAUUAUUCCAUGCCCAUAUUUGGUCCAUGUGAAUUGGUUUUUUUGAUUUUUUUUUUAAGUGGGUUUCAUGCAUGUGAAUUGUGAAACAUGUGUGCAUCGUGUUUUUUGUGUGAAUUAUUAUUGAGUCUAACCGCUUCCAUGCUCUGGGGUUGUUUGGUCAUUUUAGACCGAAAAAAUGUAUAUUUGUAAAUUAAAAAAAUACGGAAUAGUACAAAUCUCGGUGACCUUUUAUGGCAGUCGUUAUGUGAACACCCCCCACUGCCCCCCAUUCGAAAAAUUAAAUGGUUGUACAAAAAACAAUUAUAAUAAUCACACUAAUGUUGUUCACUGUCAAAAAAGACUGUCAUAGGAAACUAAUUGUAAAUAGGCAAAUAAAAAAAGAAAAUGCUAAUGUUUGUGUGUGUAAAAUCUAUAAAUCAGCCACAAUGCGGAAAAAAAGUACACAACAAUGAAGGGGUGACAUUUUACUAGGGAGGAUAGCCAAUAUAAAUAUAUAUCUGCUUCAUUGGUCUAAGAUUGUUUGGCCCUGUCUGUCAGGUACAUACUGUACCUACAGGUCUUUCAGUUUUAGUAACACUUUCAGUUUUUGAGGAUGACUACACUUGUCCCUCAUUCAUUCAUAGCAUCAGCACAUCAUUUGUAUCCAUUGAUAAUAGCUGUCUCUCUCUCUCUCUGGCCAGUAUUCUGACCUCUUUAGCAGUUUCCUCUUCCUGACCAUCUGCUGCAUGCGGGGUACUCACCUCUUCUCCUCAGUGGCAUCGGGAACUGGUCCUAGCAGUUGCCAUGGAAACAAAUCACCAUCGUCAGCAAUAAGUUAUUCGAGAACAACUCGCACACAUACGGAUAAUGUGAGGGAUCGUAUCACAAGAUGGACAAGAGGAAAUGUCAUUAGACAGAGACUCAAGAACAUAUGCCUACGGGAGAAAGGAGACAUGGAGCUGUGAUGGCCUCUUGAAACUAGUUAGACAAGUGUCUCAUCAUCCUCAGAUCACAGGCAUUGUACUAUACACCCUGGUUUCUCCAACCUCUGUCUCCUCAGCUUGUAGAGCCUCCACUCCGUUCAGCCCCUCAGUAUUUCACCAUGGAGGCCAGAGGAAAGUAUGACUUCAAUAGUAAAGAAGAAGAUGAGCUCAGCUUCAGGAAAGGAGACAUUCUGAAAAUCCUGGGAUCUCAGGACGAGUGGUUCAAGGCAGAGCUACAUGGUCAUGAGGGCUUCAUACCUAAAAACUAUGUUGACAUGCAAACGCCGAGCUGGUUCAAAGAGAACGCCGGCCGUGGCUCGGCUGAGGAGAUGCUCAUGUCCCGAGAGGUGGGUGCUUUCCUGAUCCGGGGCAGCCAGAGUUCCCCUGGAGACUUCUCCAUAUCAGUCAGACACGACUAUGAUGUACAGCAUUUUAAAGUUAUGAAGGAUAAAUCGUGCCAGUACUACCUGUGGACGGAGAAGUUUUCCUCUCUAAACAAGCUGGUGGAGUUCUACAAGACCACCUCCAUAUCCAAACAGAAGGAGAUCUACCUUAGGGACGGGAGUGGGAAUGAGCCACGAGCACCUCCAACUUUAAGGUGUCCACCAGAGGUUCGGCCUUCCCCGGCUGGUGGUUAUGGCGGUCCCCCAACCUCAUCACAACACCGUAACCCACCAGAUCAAACUCACAACCAGAAGGGUAAGAGAGGAAGUCUUGAGGAGAAGGCUAACACUCGGGGACACCAAGGGAGGAACAGCCCAGUCCCUCGGCGACCCUCUGAAAGUUUGCCUGCUCCGAAGUCAACCAUACAGGUGAGAGCAAUAUACGACUUCACAGCAGAGGAAGAUGACGAGUUGGGCUUCAGUGCUGGUGAAAUAAUUGAAAUACUGGACCGUUCUGAUGCGUCGUGGUGGAGAGGUCGAUUGCGCGGCAGGACUGGUCUGUUCCCUUCCAAUUACACAGAACCGAUCUGAUGUCUUCUGAUUGCUCAGAGGUGUGGAAUCACUAUGCUAAGAGUCAAAUCCAUCAAUCGCUUGCCAAAUGCCUGUCAAUAAUGUAUGGACUGGUCAAUUAUUUUCAAAUUACUUUUAUAAAACUGGUUGCAGAACUGAUGAGGAGAAGUGAGGAAAAAAGACUCAUGGAGCUCUUUGUUGCUUCUCUUUUACAUAUACAUAAUCUUUUUUAUACAUAUGUUUUUAUGGUACGAAGAAAGAACUAUACCAUUUCUCUAAUGUGUCAAAUUCUCUUAAUGACUAGACAUUUCCCUUAUAUAAAUCACUGAAUUAUAUACAGUACACAGACUUACAGUGACCCCUCAGCUCAUGUUUGUAUUUUGAGAUCUUUAGUAGGACACACUAACACAUGAUACAGUGUUACAUUAAGCAAAGUUUCUAUGUUACUGUACCAAAUUUUGUAUAAAGAAGAGACUUUUUAACAAAUGUGAUUUGUCAAAAUAGCCACAGGCAGAAGAGGUAUGAUUAUUGUUUUGUUAUACAAGAUGGAAAAUACGGAUGGCAAAUAUGGCAAUAACCGCAGACUUGAAUAAAUCUUUCUGCUUUCAAAUAUAAGUCAAGUGAUAUUUUCAUAGAGAUCGUUCAGUCUAAUUCUGUCAUCAUUUAAUCACUGUCGUGUUGUUUCAAAACUUUAGAACUUUAUUUCUGUGUUCCGUGUUCCAUGAAGGUAAAAAAGAUACAGGUAAACGAUAACAGGAUAUCACGAAAAUUAACCAUUGAUUUAUUGUAGUAAAACUGUAGAAACCAUGGUUUUCUGGCGCAAUGAUUAACAUUUGCAUAACCACAGUUUUACUACAAAUACCAUGGUUAA
Molecule: messenger RNA, 4067 nt
Organism: Carassius auratus (goldfish)
Lineage: Eukaryota; Metazoa; Chordata; Actinopteri; Cypriniformes; Cyprinidae
Product: GRB2-related adapter protein-like
Exons: 10
Coding region: 2363-3217 (284 amino acids)
Molecular function (GO): protein binding
Source: RefSeq, a predicted model, not a curated record